This is a messenger RNA of Oncorhynchus kisutch (coho salmon), 4759 nucleotides long. RefSeq names its product probable methyltransferase TARBP1. Lineage: Eukaryota; Metazoa; Chordata; Actinopteri; Salmoniformes; Salmonidae. Gene Ontology annotation, biological process: tRNA methylation. Gene Ontology annotation, molecular function: tRNA (guanine) methyltransferase activity. Bases 147 to 4742 code for a protein of 1531 amino acids. The transcript has 26 exons. The record is from RefSeq and is a predicted model, not a curated record.
UUGAAGCUUUGGGUUGCUGUAAGUUUAUUUCUCUCGCGAGAGUUGCGUUUGGCAACGGUGAGUGACGUAUCAGGAAGUUUACAUACCGACAAGAAACAUGAGGUCAUGUAUGAAUCUCUGUGAACACAUUGAAUUCGGCUUUUGAAAUGUCUUCUAUUUUAAUCAAUGCCCUUUUAUCAAGUUGCCAUGAUCCGGAUACUUUGUUUAACACGUUGUGCUGGCCAACUGACUCGUGGCCGGACACAGAAAGAGUAGAGGCACUGACAACGUUUAUUGAUGGAAUUGGUAAACUACCCCAGUCUGACACAUCUGACGAUGGCGACAAAGUUGCCUUUUCAAUUGCAAAAAGAGACAUCUUUCUACGAAAAGUUGAAUCGAUAAUUUGGACACAAUGUUUACCACUUCUCUUGAAAGUCUCUAACGGAGACGGGGCGUGCAGAGGUAAACGUGUGCCAGAUGGAAGGGCUGAAAUCACCAUCGCUGUGUGCAGGCUUCUUUCUGUCUGCAUCAACACACUGUGUGACACGGCAGUUUCGGGGCGAGUCGCCCGCGCUGUCCUGCCAUCCUUCCAGCUGCCAGACGGGGAGACAGAGGAAGAGCUUCCCGGCCAGGGUGAGGGGCGGCUGGGUAUCGACGUGGCUAUCGAAGCCAUGUCAGUCAUCCUACCCGCUCUCUCAUCCAACGAAGAAUUGACCACGUCGAUCCUCUCAUCUGCUCUGUCCUGUAUCAAGACGUUACCGGAUGCUCUGGUCUCCAAAAUCACCGUUCGGCUUAUUUUCACUCUCCUCAACUGCUACAGCGAGGAUGGGAUAGCGAGUAAACUCCGGUUCAUUUUAGAGGAUUUGUGUAACUGGCACAAGAGUGACAGCCCAAACACGGACUCACCUGUGGUGACAGAACGCGCCUUGCUGUGUUUAACAACUCUCUCGGACUAUCUCUUCUCUCCGGCUAAACUACAGCAACACACCCUUUCUCAAAGUCUGAGCUAUACUCGACCUGACCCUCGUCGUUCUCUGCAGUUCUGGAGGAUUCUACAAGAUGGACUGACGCACAAAGACAACGUGUCCCGGAAGCGGGCGUUGUACCUGCUGAAAAGGUGUGUCGCUCUGUCAGAGGAUGAGGCGGUUGAGUUUCCAAGCAGUUCAGUGUCAAGUGAAGAUAAUGAUGAGAUCAUAUUCAGAUGGGCCCCAGACAGAUGCAAGCUGCUCAGAGAGUUCUGGGAGGACUAUGCCUUGGUUAUGGAGACACUGGAGGAGAACCAGAUUCACGUGGUCCGCCCUGUGCUCAACAGGAUCCAUACGUUGAUCCAAACAGCAGCCAAUGAUAGUCAAGGCGUCAGUCUGUUCCACCCGUCAUGGCUGCUGGGAGUGUACCAGCGUAUGUUCCACAGUGAGAACAAGUCCGUCAUGAGAGAGGGAGUGGAUCACCUACUGGAACUCCAGGUGCUCCGACGCCCUGCCUUCGCCCUGGCCUUCUCACAGUUCAUUCUGGGUCCUUUCAUGGAUGUGAUGUCUGAAAGCUCCCUCUUUCACAGGACUGCAGGACAGAGUGUAGGAGAGUGUCCUGAGCUGGGAGUCAAGCUGCAGGUCUUCAUGGUCACGUUCUUCAGCAGCCUGCCACAGGAGAACAGAGGUCCUGUGUUGCUGCAGCUUGUCCAGCGGCUAGGUUCUCAACACUGGUGUGCUGUCCCCAUCCUCUUCCUCUCUCGGGCCCUGUCCCACCUUCCUCCCUGCCCUCUCCUGGGCCCCGACGGCCUGCAAGCUCUGAGGGAGGUGCUCCGCUGCACUAUGAUCACCCACCAGGUGCUACUGAGAGGAGCUGCCCAGUGUUUCCUGCUGAACAGUGCCCUCUCCCUGACAGAUGUGACCUUAGUGACAUUGGAUGAUGUGUUUAGUUUGCUGGUGCAUUUCAGAGCAGACGAGUCUCUACGUAGAGGAACACCGCUCUGGAAUCAGCUGUGUGACUGGCUGGCUGAUAGUGAAGGCAGCUUCAGGCCCUGUGUCAGAGAAUCAGCUGAUGGUACCAGUACCUCUCCAGAGAGGGAGACUGUGAGAGGCUACGUCCAACACCAGAUGGAGCUCUUCCUCAGAGUCCCGGCUAGCACAGACCAGACAGACAGUGUCCCAGACCCAGGAGAGGCGGAGCUGCUAGCCAAGGCCAUCCUACUGUGUGUUGACAUAGAGGGGAGGACUCAGAGGUCUGGAGGACAGCAGACUACUGGUGUCAGCGGUGGGAUGGACUCGCUCUUACGCCCUCUACUGGACACACUGAGCAGGCUCCACACUAAUGUCUACCUGCCGCUACGCAAGACAGACAAGAGCCUGCAGCUGCUGCUACGACUACUGCAGCUCACACCAGCCAGACACACCUCUGCUGCAGUACUGCAGCUCACACCAGCCAGACACACCCCUGCUGCAGUAGAGAAAGAACAAGAAGACAGUGUGACGGUCUCCAUGGAAACGCUGGUUCUGGGCGUGGUGGAGCCCAUUCAGGAGUUUAUCCUCCGAAGACUGAGUGGAGAACUACAGGAGCUAUGUGAUGUAGAGCGUGCUGAGCUCUACCUGUCAGUGCUGAAGGAGGCGGUGCUGAUGUACAGUGUGUUAGAGUGGAACCACUCCAAGGUACAGGAGGCCUAUUUCCCCAGACUCCUCAGAUACGUCCUGAGGACCCUAGAAGCUGACCAGAUCCCCUCUGUGGCGGGUCAGGUGUCCAGGGCGGUUGCCAUGGCGUCAUUGGCCAUGACCUGUGAGGUUGCAGCGUUGGGUGUGUUCAACCUCCAAUCAGAGACCACGAUUCUACUGGUCCAUCUGUCUAGCUACUUCUACUCCCCUGCUCCACCCCCAGCCCCUCCUCUCUCUCUGGUCAACUUCAACCAGACCCUACUGAAACCUCCAACUGCAGCUCAGUCAACAGAUGUUUCAGAGCAGGGUCCUCUCCUCAAGGACUGGGGCCGUAUGGCAGCUCAUUUCAUCCGGGACCAGUGGACGUGCCUGGGAUACGGGAGGAGAGUAGGACCACCCGGGCCCCUGGAGCUCCCCAGGGCGUCAGGGUCCCUCCAGGCUGCUAUAGAGGCUCUGUCUCUGCUUCCCAGUGGCCUGGUACUGCCUGUACUGGACUUCAUGGCCUCCAUGUUGCCACAGGUGGCACUGUCUGAGGAGGCCCUGUGUGUAGAGGCUGUGACUGUCUCCUGGAAGCUGGUGCUGGGACUGAGCAGUAACCCUCAUGACUUCUGGCCCACCCUGCAGGGCUUUGUGACCAUGGCCUUUCACCACAGCCUGCUGGAGUUAACAGAGGAGCAGGCACCUGGGCUCACUGUUACUCUACAACAGAUAGCCGUUGAGUUGAUGGAACUCUCCCAGGCCAAGACCGGUGUAUUCAACGUUCUGAUCCAACACUGCUGCCACACCUGGCUGCCCUCUGACCCAGGAAGUGAAGGCCAGAGCCAAUCAGAUGCCAUGUUCUCCAGUGCCCUACUGCACCUUGACAUCCUGGCUGAGGCAUGUGUGUAUGGACCUGUGUUCAGGAGGGAUCAGAGGCUGAUCCAGGAGGUUCAGGUCUAUGUGGAGAGGCUUGGAGAGGAGUGUGCUGCUAACACUGCAGUCCCCAGUGAUAACCGGGAUGACCAGUUCCCACGUGUGUGUGUCGUGGCGUUCCUCAGCCGCCUCCAGCCCUCCAAUCAGCUGCAUGAGAGACUGAUGGAAGAACUGGUUCUCUGCUUGCUGAAAAAGGAUGAGGCCAUAUCGAAGUCAAAACAGCGUUACUAUAGCAACUCCCUGCAGCAUCGUGUCAAGAACAGGGUGUGGCAGACACUACUGAUGCUGCUGCCCAAACUGAGAGGGAAGUUUGUAGGUACCGUUCUGGGUCGUGUGUUUGAGGCAGGUUUCGUCAGUAACCAGGCCUCAGUCAAGUACCUGAUAGAGUGGAAGAUGGUUCUAAUCCUAGUCCAGUAUCCUGAACACAUAGACCGACUCUGGGCCUGCUUCAGUGUGGAUCAAGAAAAGACCAAGACCAGUGUCUGUACCUUCCUGUCUGUGUUGGUCCACCUCAACAUCAUCAUGCCUCAACUCAAGGAGAAGGCAGUACAGUGGCGUAAGGCCCUUGAUGUUAUUCUCCAGUGGUGUUUCAGCCAUAACUUCAGUGUUCGUCUGUACGCCCUGCUGGCCCUGAAGAGGGUGUGGGGUCUGGAGGGGGCGAGGGCCGAGGCCGAGGAGGGGGCCGGGGGGGCGGAUGGGCUCGGGGGGCUGGCCACCGUCGUUAAGGCCUGUCUGCACCAGGCUGAGGCUAUGCAGAGUACUGGAAAUGCCAGUAAGAACUGGACCAGGAUUCAGGACCACUUCUUCUUUGGUGUCUUUCAUCCUGUUAGAGACUAUAGUGUGGAAACCAUAUUCUACACAUUCCCCAGCCUAUCAGAGGUGUUUGAGGACGAGUGGAUUCCGCCCUGGAAGUUUGAGAAGUUGGUGGACUUCUCCCAGAGUGCAUCUCUCCCGUUGAGGAACCCUGUCCCUGACCUAAGCCAGAUUCAGCCUGGAGACUGGAUCCAGCAGGAUAAAGGGGAUCAGGAUGGUGAGGAGCGCUGGGCCGAGGUCCAGAAGAAGAUGACCCCCUGGAGGUUGGGGAUCCAGGAACAGGAGCCAGAGCUGGGUCUGGUGCCCCAGCAGAGAGCAGCACGCCUGGGCAAGCUGCACAGUGCCCUCCUGGUGGUUGCCUCGCUCAUAGACAAGCCCACCAACCUGGGAGGUUAGUUAUUUAUUUUCUAUUU